Molecule: messenger RNA, 6805 nt
Organism: Alligator mississippiensis (American alligator)
Lineage: Eukaryota; Metazoa; Chordata; Crocodylia; Alligatoridae
Gene: GTF3C1
Product: general transcription factor IIIC subunit 1
Exons: 38
Coding region: 87-6677 (2196 amino acids)
Biological process (GO): 5S class rRNA transcription by RNA polymerase III; transcription initiation at RNA polymerase III promoter
Cellular component (GO): transcription factor TFIIIC complex
Molecular function (GO): DNA binding
Source: RefSeq, a predicted model, not a curated record
GUAGAAGUGCGUGCGCUCCCCUCUUCUUCUUCCUUGCAGUUUGCGGUGGCGGCAGCGCUGGUUGGAUUCCGCGCCGCUGCGGCGGUAUGGAGGCAUUUUGGGCCCUGUUGGACGAGGUGGCUCUAGAGGGCCUGGAUGGGAUUACGCUGGGCACUUUGUGGCACCGCCUGGGGACCCGUCUUCCGCCCUUCCCGUUGACUGUGGAGCCCUCCACCCAGCAGCUUCUGUGGGCUACGCUCAGUACCCGCGCCGACCUCAGCUUCCACCUCUUACCCAGCGAACGCCCCCCGCUCCGCCUGCAUGACCGAUAUGAAGAAAUUGAUCUUGAAACAGGAAUAUUGGAGACAAAGAGAGACCCUGUCCCUCUAGAUGAUAUUUAUCCUGUGCAUAUGAUUUUGGAUAAUAAAGAUGGCAUUCAGGGUUCAUGUCAGCACUUUAAUGAGAGAAUAAAUAUUACUGAUCAAAUCAGAACUAAGGAUUUGAAGCCUUGUUAUAAUUACACAGAAGCUUAUGAACAGUGGGGAGAGAAACUAGUCAUUGUUGCCUCCCAGGAUCUGCGGUAUAGAGCCUUGAUUGGCUGGGAGGGGGAUCCAGACUUAAAACUCCCAGAUUUCUCUUACUGCAUUUUGGAACGACUAGGUCGUGCUAGAUGGCAAGGGGAGCUUCAAAGAGAUUUACAUAGUGGAGCUUUCAAGGUAGAUGCUGGGAAACUUCAUUAUCAUAGAAGAGUGUUAGACAAAAAUGGUCUCAUUUCACUGCAGUCCCAUGUUAUAAGGCUACCAAGUGGAGCUCAGCAGCACUCUAUUCUUCUGCUUCUGAACCGCUUUCAUGUGGAUAGGAGGAGUAAAUACGAUAUUCUGAUGGAGAAGCUCUCAAGUAUGCUGAAUGCUCGACCAAACCAAAUGGAAACAUUAGGAAAUCUGAGGGAAGAAUUGGGUCUCUGUGAAAGAACUUUCAAACGUCUGUAUCAAUAUAUGAUGAAUGCUGGUCUGGCCAAAGUAAUAUCAACCCCAUUACAAGAGAUACAGCCUGAAGGAGGACCCUACAAAACAAAAAGAGGGACUGAUGUCAUGGUCCGAUGCCUUAAACUAUUAAAAGAAUUUCGAAAGAAAAUGGAUGAUUACCAGGAUGAUGAUGAAGAAGAGAUCAUCACAAAAGCUGUCCAACCUGUGGAUAUUAUUUAUGAGAGGGAUAUGCUUACACAGGCUUAUGAAAUAAUUGAAAGUAGAGGAACCAAAGGUAUCUCUCAGGCAGAAAUUCGGUUGGCUAUGAAUGUGGGAAAGCUAGAAGCACGCAUGCUCUGUCGUCUUUUGGAGCGAUACAAAGUUGUUAAGGGAUUUAUGGAAGAUGAAGGUCGGCAACGAACAACAAAAUACAUUUCACACAUUUUUGCAGAAGAGAGUGAUUUAAACCGUCAGUUUGAGAGGGAGAAGGCUCGGAGUGAGCAGCUAGCUACAGUCAGCUUGGCUGUGUUGCCUGAAGACACCUUACCCACAGAUGAUCUUUCUCCUGUAGAAGAAGGCGCAUUCCUCUUAGUGUCUGAUAAUGAGGAAGAGAUGAAAUACGACAAGAAAGGAGGAAAGGGCCAGAAGGCCAACUCUGUUUCCCUGUUGAAAUUCAGUUUCACAGAUGGCCCACGUCACUUAACGCCAGCUAAAAGCUUGAGAUUGCCAGCCAUGAAGAACCAAGUGAAGAAAUUGCUUUCACAUCACAUUCUGGAAGACCCUGAGGAACUCCCUGAUGGCUUUUCGGAGGAGAACUCUACUUCAGACAUGCUAAAGCAGAAACCCAAUCUUUCUACAUGCACUCAUUCCACAGAUGAAAAUGGGGGUACAACUGUGAUAGAGGAGUUUAGGCUAGACUACUCCAAGAAGAACUGUGACCAAAAGAAGAAGGAAAAGCAUUCCAGAACCUCAUCAGUGGAGAGAUCUCAUGAAACUUACCGGCUGCUGAAGCGACGGAAUCUCAUUGUAGAAGCUGUCCGGAACCUCCGCCUAAUAGAAAGCUUAUUCACGCUUCAGAAAAUGGUCAUGGAUCAGGAGAAACAAGAAGGUGUUAUUACCAAAUGCUGUAAAAAGUCCAUUAUUCGAUUGGUGCAAAAGCUUUCCCAAGAAGGGCUCCUCAGGCUGUACCGUACAACAGUCAUUCAAGAUGGCAUUAGGAAAAAGGUAGAAUUUGUAGUGCACCCUUCAGUGAAUCCUAAUGACCCCCUGGUAAAAAGUGCCAUUGAGCAGGUGCGUUUCCGAAUCUCCAACUCAAGCUCAGCAAACAGGAUUAAAGUUCCUCAUACAUCAACAUCCCAAAUACAUGCAGAAGAUGAAAGUCUGGGCCAAGAGACUGCUGCAAAUUUAGGGGAAGUAAAAGAAAGCUCUCCCUGUAAAGCUGAAAAUAAUGGUCGGGCAAAGAAAACAGAUGAGAAAAUGGGUGUAACACAGCUAAAAAAUUAUCACCCUGUUACAGUUCCAGGACUUGGGCGUUCUCUUGGCUUUCUUCCCAAAAUGCCUCGUUUAAGAAUGGUCCACAUCUUUCUCUGGUACCUCAUUUAUGGGCAUCCUUUAACUGGGGCACAGCAAAAAAUGACUAGUGAUGAUGAGAAUCAAGGCAAUCAGGAAGGGCUGGAUACUCACGAUGCUGUAUCACAAACCUAUCAAAAUGUAGCAGGAGAUGAGGCUAUACCAGAAACUACAUGCAUAAAGAAUCCUGAAAUCUCUGCACUGGAGUCUGAAGCAGAAGUUUGUAGUGACACAGUGUAUGUGGAUGAUGCUUCAUGGAUGCGCUAUAUUCCUCCUCUGCCAGUACACAGGGAAUUUGGAUAUGGCUGGGCUCUUGUCAGUGACAUUCUUCUUUGCCUACCUCUCUCCGUCUUUGUCCAGAUAGUGCAAGUCAGUUACAAGGUGGAUGGUCUUGAGGAUUUUCUAAAUGAUCCAUUGAAAAAACACAUGUUGAUCAGAUUUCUUCCAAGGCCAGUUCGACAACAACUUCUCUAUAAGAGGAGAUACAUCUUUUCAGUGGUGGAAAACCUGCAGAGGUUAUGUUACAUGGGCUUGGUACAGUUUGGUCCAACUGAGAAGUUUCAAGACAAAGAUCAGGUGUUUGUAUAUAUGAAGAGAAAUGCAGUGAUUGUUGAUACGACUAUCUGUGACCCUCACUAUAACCUGGCUCAAAGCAGCCGUCCAUUUGAAAGACGUUUGUAUGUUUUGAACACUAUACAGGAUGUAGAGAACUUCUGGUUUGAUUUACAGUGUGUCUGCCUCAAUACUCCAUUAGGUGUUGUCCGCUAUCCUCGUGCAAAGAGAAGUAAUCUUCAAGGGGAGGAGACCAAAACUGCCCUGGAUAUGGAAAUGGAACAGGAGUCAGCUGUGGAUAAACAUAACCUUGAACGGAAGUGUGCAAUGUUGGAAUACACCACAGGAAGUCGAGAAGCAGUGGAUGAUGGUACUAUUCCUGGGGAUGGCUUGGGAGCUGGAGGUCUAGAUUCCAGCUUCUAUGGCCAUUUAAAACGCAAUUGGAUUUGGACAAGUUACAUCAUUAACAAAACUAGGAAGGAGAACGCAAUUUCUGAAAACGGACUUACGCUGAGACUCCAGACUUUCUUAACCAAGCACCCCCUUCCGCUCAGUACUGGAGGCAAUAAAAUGAAUAUUUUGGGAGAUACAAGAGUAAGAGCAGAGACCCCAGCACAGAGGGAAGAGUGUAUUGAAAUUGACAAAGAAGCAACACAGGAUAGAACCAAGAAAGUCAGGGGUGGAAAAAGUCAGAAAAGGAAGAGGAUUAAAAAAGACACUGGAAAGAAGGCAAAGAAAAGAAAGAGAGAAGAGACAUCUGUGGAAAAAAGUAAAAGGUUGCGCUACCAUGAUGAGGCCGAUCAGAGUGCCCUGCAGAGAAUGACACGCCUGCGUGUCACCUGGACAGUGCAAGAAGACAGCUUGCUCAUGCUCUGCCGAAUUGCUAGCAAUGUACUAAAUGCAAAGGUGAAAGGACCCUUUGUUCCAUGGCAGGUUGUCCGGGACAUCAUGCAUGCUAGUUUUGAAGACUCUCUAGAUAAGACUUCUCAUUCUGUUGGACGUAGAGCUCGCUACAUUGUCAAAAAUCCACAAACUUAUCUUAAUUAUAAAGUUUGCCUUGCUGAAGUUUACCAAGAUAAAGUUCUUAUUGAGGAUUUCAUGAGUAGAGAAAACAACUACCAAGACCCACAGGUUUGUGCAAAAGAGUUUAAAGAAUUUGUAGAGAAAUUGAGAGAGAAAUUCAGUUCAACCUUGGGAAAUCCCAAAGUAGAAAUUCCAGAUACAUUGCAGGAGCUGUAUGGCAGAUUUCACAUUUUGGCAAUUGGAGAUGACCAAAAUCAAAGCACCAAAAACGAUGAUCUCAAUAGUAUCUAUGAUAUUCACUUUCUUGUGCUUCAGAACCUGAUUCAGAGCACUUUGGCUCUCUCAGAUAAUCAGAUGAAGUCUUGCCAAUCGUUUCAGACUUUUCGUCUGUACCGUGAAUACAGAGAUGACAUUCUUGUGAAGGCUUUCUUAGAAUGUCAGCAGAGAAGUUUGGUCAAUCGUCGUCGAGUUAACCAUAGCCUGGGUCCAAAGAAAAGCCGUGCUUUGCCCUUUGUGCCUAUGUCAUAUCAACUCUCUCAAAGCUAUUACAGAGUUUUUACAUGGAGGUUUCCCAGCACAAUUUGUACAGAAUCCUUCCAGUUCCUGGAGAAACUCAAGAAUCAUGGAAAGUCAGAUCAACCAGAUAACUUUUCAUUCAAGGAUCAAGAAGCCAGAUCUUCAUUAGGCACAGUUGCUUUUCCCAUGGAUGGCCCUGGAGGCCAUUGUGUAGCAAUGCUUUCCCUCAUCUCUCUUGGGUUUGUUUCUGUAGACGUGACAAUCCCAGAGCAAAUAGUUGUGGUAGACAGCACUAUGGUGGAGAACGAGGUAAUCAAAAGCUUGGGAAAAGAUGGUCUUGAGGAUGACUUUGAAGAUGAUGAUGAUUUGGAUGAGAGCUCUGGAAACAAACGAAAAAUAGAAGUAAAAGCUCGUCAAGCCUCUCAUACUAAUUACUUACUAAUGAGAGGGUACUAUGCACCAGGAAUUGUUAGCACUCGCAAUCUGAGCCCCAGCGACAACAUUGUGGUCAAUUCCUGUCAAGUGAAGGUCAAGCUGCGAUGUACCCCAACUCCAGGAAGCCUCAUUUCCCAAGUUCCUUCUGUGCUUGACAGCAUGGUUGUAGGUGUCUCUUGCCUCCCUGACAUUUUCACCAGGCUGAUAGAAAUCCAGGAAGAAACCUACAAGGUAGAACAGUUUCUUCAUCAGUGUACAGAGUGUUAUGAGUAUAGCCCAAAAGAUGUGUCUGCCAUCUUGGAGAUCCGUAAUGCCAUCGAGGGAUCUUCCUACUUCGGAAUUGACAAAGUAGAACUGGGCAAGAAGUUCCAGUGCUAUGAAGAAGCUGACCCUGAGCGCACCAGGAGUUUACAACAGUAUAUUCAGGACCUCCUCAAAAUGGAGCAGGUAUUAGAAGUAGGAGGCAACUCCGUACGUUUGGUUACAGUGAUAUUUGCUAAGCCGUGGCUGUUGCAUUCAGUAUGCCUGAAGACUAAAGGUAAUGAUGCUGGCAUGCAAGGCACUCAGUUGGACUUACAACAGGACUCUGUGCACAUAGGGCCAAAGAAAAUGGAGGAGUCUUCAGGAGAGAAGGGAGAGGCUGGAAUAGCCAUACAAUCUGUCAGUGAUGAAGGAUCCACAAGGAAAAGAUUGAAGACUCAACACACUGAGCUUCAAGACAAUAGCUCAGUCUGUCACAACCAAAAACGCUGUUUGGAAGAAAUAAAUGAAACUGCCUUUGAUGCAAAUUUUACUGACCCCAUCACAAUGAAAAAGAUGUUAAGCACAAAUGAAGAACCAUGUCCUUUUGGGAGGCAGACAGUACAUCCAGUGAAUAUAUCAGAAUCUGUUGUUACUGACUCACAAAAAGAUCCAGAGAAAGCUAACACUCAGGCAGAAGAAUCUGCAAUGAAGGACAGUUAUGCAGCUAAUGAACAGGAAAAGCAGAUUCCCCACCUUGAUUAUCCAGCCAAAGAGCAGCUUGAUGAUGCAUGGCACUUGCAGGAAAAUUCUGAAGUCUUUAAAAUAAGUUCUAUGACAGAUCUAUCCCAGGCAGCAAGGGAAAGAUACAGGAUCCUAGCAGGCAGCAGACCUUCUGAGCCAACCAGUGAGGAUGGCAGAUGGAGGACUCCAGGUUCUGCAGAAGGGAAUCAUCAACUACCACCCCUUAUCACCUCCUUUUGGGCAUGUGAGAAUGUCUGCUUCAUUGGGAGGCCAUGGCGGAUUGUGGAUGGGAACCUGAAUAAACCAGUGUGCAAGGGAAUGAUGGAAGCUGUGCUGUACCAUGUCAUGACAAAGCCUGGCAUAAUGGAAAACAGCCUAAUACAGCAUUAUAAAGGGGUACUGCAGCCUGUUGCUGUCUUAGAGAUAUUGCAGGGCCUGGAAGUUCUUGGAUGCAUCAGGAGAUUCUUUGUGAAAAAGCCAUCAGCAGUAUCUCUCUUUUCUUACCCAGCUCCAGGAGAAGAACUAUCCAAUCCCAAGCUGAGUGAGACCGCAAUAAUAUUUUAUGAGCCUACCAUAGACUGUACUCUCAGACUUGGUAAAGUGUUUCCAGAUGAAGUCAACUGGAAUAGAUGGGUACAGAUGCUCCAUCUAUAAACGAAAGAUAACUUCUCUAGCUCACACUGUUGAAAACUAAUAUAGAUGGAACUUCAAAUGUAUCCCAGGAUUUAUGCUCUGCCUGUCAUAUUUGUUAUCAUGGCUUGUUAAAUAAACUUUUUCUUGUA